AUAAUUUCACACGAAUGGGAAUGGUAUCCAUAGAACCCUAAGAUAUUUCUCCUCCCUGAAACCUGAAAGGAACCCUAAUGGCAUCCCCCUGGAAAACGAUAUCGGACGACCCUCUCACUUCCCGCAAGCGCCUUCUCUCCGAUUGCGCCAAGACGCCGUUAUCGUAUGGUCACUCUCCCCUUAAAAAGACCCGGGAACUCCCCAACUUAACCGAAUGCCAAGCCUGUGGAACCCGAUGUGACAACGCCAGUAGCAAAAAGCAGAUUCAAACGCUUUACAGCGAGUGGCGCAUUGUUCUUCUCUGCCCAAAAUGUUAUAAUCGUGUUGACUCAUCUCAAAUCUGCUCUUAUUGUUUCAAAGAUGCAUCCGAAGAUUGCUUUUAUUGUGCCCAAUGUAAGCGUUCCCUUCACAAAACUUGCUUUUCAGAUUUCAAAUAUGUUCCGCCGUGGUCAUACUCUGUUUGUGGUUCGGAAUUUACUGUUUGCAUUGAUUGUUGGGUCCCUGAAAAGAUUGCUUGCAAAAGGGGGAUUUUUAGGCGCGAAAUAAAUGCUAAGAAUCCUAGAGUUUCGGAAGUUAGGAAUGGUGAGGCAGCUAAGUUGUUAGAAGAUGUGGUGAAAGAUGCUAAUUGUGCAAUGGGAGAGAUGGUUGAGGAUGCGUUUAAUGCAAGGGGACUGGCCAUUAGCAAAUCCGUUGUGGCCAACCAGGUGAAGGAAUUGGAAAACAGUGAACUGGAAGAGUGUGAUGAUGCCGAAUUAGCAUUUCAAUUGCAUAGGGCAAUGAAUAGUUCACCUAGGAUAUCGAAAAAUAGAAAUUUGUCUACUGAUAAUGGCUUAUAUACUUUGACUGCUGGUAGUAGUAGGGCUUCGAGUUGUUUGAAACAAACGAAGAUGGUUUAUGCUCAUAGAAAGAAACCAGCUGAGAUAGAACCAAGGGAUAUAGUUUAUGCUCUCCAUAGAAAGAAAUCAGUGCAAAUAGUUGAUGCAUGGCCUAGAAAAAAAGCAUGUAAGAAACUUAAUGCACAACAUAGAAAUAAACAGAAUGAGAUGGUUUAUGUACAACGUGGAAAGAAACCUUAUAAGUUUGUUUAUAAGCGGCGUAGAAAGCACAAUGAUAACAAGGAAAAAUCUGGUGUUGAAAUGGGAUUGGAGGAGAAUGAAGAUAUAUGGUCUAGUUUGUUGUAAAAAUGUAGGGUUGAUGCUAACUCGAAGUCUGAGUCUAAACCUUAUAAUUACCAAGAUGAACCUAUAUUAUUUGAUGAUAUGCAGUAUUAUGGGAAGCUUGUGUAAUAUUUCUUAACCUACAAUAGGAAGAAAUCAAAGUGGAAGGGAACUACAGUUGCCAAAAUUGAGUUCCUUUAUGAUGGAUAUAACCUUGAAAGUCAGGUUUCAUCUUCUCAAUUGCCUGAAUCUUUAUUGAUCUCGACUAGUUCUCUUCAAUGUUUUGCUUUUCCUCAUCGAGCUGCAGCUGCAAGUGACUCAUGUCAAGAUCCCCCCUAGAGUGACAAGUGUUCACAGCACAUCUUGGUGCCCUUGAUGAUAGUUGGUUAUCUUUAUUUGUGCCAGUGGAGGAAAAGUGCUAUUUUAAGUGGGUCUGUUAGCUUUUGGAGUCUUUUGGUUGCUAUUUAAAAUGUCUUCCAAUCAUGGGCGUAUCCACAUAUUGGAUUGGCAUGGACUUUGAGAUCUCCAUAGGGGGAUAACGGUCAUAAUCACUCUUCAAUAUCCAUGACAUAUCAGGUUGUCCCCCGGACAAGACAUGGACUCAAUCAUAUUAUGGAAUCUUUCUUAUUGAUCUGAAUGCCUGGACAAAUUCAACACUCGAGCUCCAAUGUGCAAAGCUUUCGCAAUUGUCUUUAAAAGCUUGUUGUUGGGCAAAACCCCAUACUCUUGCAAUCACAUGU
Messenger RNA from Hibiscus syriacus, 1897 nucleotides. RefSeq lists its product as uncharacterized. The coding region runs from base 78 to 1181 and encodes 367 amino acids. The transcript is spliced from 4 exons. The record is from RefSeq and is a predicted model, not a curated record. Lineage: Eukaryota; Viridiplantae; Streptophyta; Magnoliopsida; Malvales; Malvaceae.